This is a messenger RNA of Manis javanica (Malayan pangolin), 1795 nucleotides long. RefSeq names its product chromosome 4 C1orf141 homolog (gene C4H1orf141). The record is from RefSeq and is a predicted model, not a curated record. Lineage: Eukaryota; Metazoa; Chordata; Mammalia; Pholidota; Manidae.
AUGGCAGAAAAUAUCUUAGGGAAAUUAGAUAUUCUGGAUGAGCAAGCAAAAAUACUCUUGGCCAGAAGAACAAAGAAAAACAGGCUUCAGAAUCUAGCGAAGAAAAAGACUUUGGUUACACCCCUGACAUUUGAUUUUCAAUUGGAAUUUGAAGAGGCUAUUGGUACAUCCACAUCUAAGACAGUAUCGAAGAUCACAGAAGACAAGUCAUAUGGUAUUAAGAAAACAAAAAGGUAUGUCUCCUAUAAAAAAAAGUCUGAACCUAGAAAGAGUAAUUUUCAAAAGUCAAAUGGAAGUCCACAGUUUAUACCAACAAAUACGAAGAAUCCAGAAAGCAAAUCAAUAGAGCCAGUGGGAAAAAAUCUGAGACCAAGAUCUGUUAGAUCUUUUUAUUACCUUAAGGAUACAGCUGAGGUGGAAAAUACCAAGCCUUUGUAUGAUCUAUAUUCACAAAAUAGACAAGCAUGUAGAAGAAUACUGGACUCUGCAAUCUUUUCUCCUGAACCCAGCAUUCAAUCUAAUGCCUAUAAGAAGGAAAAAGACUCUGCUUUGUUUAGAGCUCAAACUGAAAUAAGUCCUAGAGAAUCAUGUGAUUUGGUUGGUCACUUAGAAGACGAUGUAAAUAAAAGAAGAAAACCUCUUCCACAGAUGAAUGGUUUUAGUACAAAAGAAAAUAAGUCAAUCAGAAAUUAUCAACUAAGUGGAUAUUGUUCAGUAAGAAAGAAAAGCUUACUCUCCUUGUGCUUUGAGGAUGAACUGAAAAAGCCAAAUGCCAAAAUCAUCAACAUUAGUCCAGCAAAGACAGUAACUUCCCAAAUGGAACAAAAUGAUACAAAUCCCGUAAUUUUCCAUGACACUGGAUACGUACAAAUGUUAUCUUUGACAAAAAAUAGGAUUCCUCGCCAUCCUAUAGAAAAUGGAAACAUUCACCCACAUAAAAGAGCAAACUUUGUUUUAGAAAGAAAUCAUGAAAUCCUUAAAUCAUUAAUGAAUAAUCAACCUAUUGCUCCUUUCAAACCCAAAAGAACUAUGUCUGCAGCUUGGAAGAGAGAGAUACAUGCAAUACCUUUUGGAGUGGGUGAUAGAGUUGUAGAGGAUAAACUAAGGAUGAAAACUAGUAAGCAGACAUUUGAAAACAUAUCUUGGAAUAAACUCUAUGAUUUCUCACAGACUUUUUCCAACCUAACAAAAAAAUGUGUAGGUUUCCUUGAUAAAACUCUUAUUCAAGAAAUGAGUGCUAAAAAUGGCAAAUUUGAAAGAAUGGUUUCUACAGGAAAACCAAUGAGUAAAUUCAGUGCCUUAUCUGUCAAACAUUGUUCAAAGCCUUUAAAAAAUAUACUUGGAGUCCAUAAAUUAAAUAAUGUUACACCACUGGAUGAUUUGUUAAACUUACCAAGUGAAAAAUUAAAUGCCUCAUAAAAUACUGUUUAUACAGCAAUAAUUGGGUAACAAGAAGCAAAUAACAAAGUUCCAAGAUCAUAGAAGACAUUCUUAUCUAAAUAGUAAUGUUCUAAUGGAUAUUGUAAGAAAAGAAAAGCAUAGAAAUUGGAGUUACAAACCAAUAGCGGUCUGUUCAAGAAAAACUAACAUUUUUAGUAAAUAAAAAGACAAAAUUAGGAAAUAAUUAUCAAUGAGAGGUAUCGUUUCUGAAUUUUUAUUGUCUCAAUUAGACUCUUCUGUCAUCAACAUUCCUACAGUAAAGUCUGAUUUGGGAUCAAGAAUGGGGCAUAGAUUGACUAGAAAUUUGCUCCUGGAAGCCAAAUAUCACUAACAUUGCUCUGUAAUUGAAUAUCAA